AAAAGGUUUGAUUUAUAUUUGCUAAUAAUUAGAUCUUCAUUUUCUGUUUUGAUGUAUAUUAUACCAAGGAAAGCCGAAGAAAAUACCAUCAUUAUUGUAGAAAAACAUAUCAAAGGAAUACAAGCACUAUAA
This is a messenger RNA of Vairimorpha ceranae, 132 nucleotides long. RefSeq lists its product as hypothetical. The annotation marks the transcript as partial. Lineage: Eukaryota; Fungi; Microsporidia; Nosematidae. The record is from RefSeq and is a predicted model, not a curated record. The transcript has a single exon.